Molecule: messenger RNA, 1125 nt
Organism: Emericellopsis cladophorae
Lineage: Eukaryota; Fungi; Ascomycota; Sordariomycetes; Hypocreales; Bionectriaceae
Exons: 2
Coding region: 1-1125 (374 amino acids)
Biological process (GO): positive regulation of mRNA splicing, via spliceosome
Cellular component (GO): nucleolus; U12-type spliceosomal complex
Molecular function (GO): RNA binding
Source: RefSeq, a predicted model, not a curated record
AUGGCGCAAAAUCGCCACUGGGAGCAAGACAAAGAUGCGACCGUCUACAUUGGCAACAUUGACGAGCGCGCGCCGCCCGCCAUGAUCUACGAGAUCAUGCUUCAGAUGGGCCCCAUCCACAACAUCCACAUGCCGCGCGACCGCGUCACCCAAUCCCACCAGGGCUUCGGCUUCGUCGAGUUCCGCACGCCCACCGACGCCGAGUACGCCGCCGCCGUCAUGAACGGCGUCAAGCUCUACGGCAAGUCCCUCCGCGUCAACAAGGCGAGCGCCGACAAGCAAAAGACGGCCGACGUCGGCGCCGAGCUCUUCAUCGGCAACCUCGACCCCAUGGUCGACGAGAAGAUCCUCUACGACACCUUUAGCCGCUUCGGCCCCCUCCUCAGCCUCCCCAAGGUCGCGCGCGAGGACAGCGGCUCCAGCAAGGGCUUUGGCUUUGUCAGCUUUGGCGACUUUGAGAGCAGCGACGCCGCCGUCGCCAACCUCCACGGCCAGUACAUCCUCAGCAAGGAGGUCUCUGUCCAGUAUGCCUUCAAAAAGGACGGUCGGGGUGAGCGACACGGUGACCAGGCCGAGCGCGAGCUGGCUUCUCAGGCCAAGAGCCGCAACAUUGUGCCCGAGGCCCAGCCCAUGCCGCAAGGCUUCCUCAACCCUCCACAAGCACCCAUGGCAGCGCCGCCGCCCCCCGUACCCGUUGGAUUCGACCCCUCGGCCAUGGGUGGCGUGCCGCCUCCUGGCUUUCCCGGCGUACCACCACCACUCGGCGCACCUGCCGGUUUCGCGGCUCCUCCGCGUGGUCCUUCGCCAUAUCAAAACGUCGCUGGCGCUCCUCCGCCAGGCGCCGUCCCGGGGCGCGGCGCGGCACCAUUACCACCGGCACCGGCCGGUCUGCCUUCGAGGCCUCCCCAGGGGCAACCCGUGGGUUUCACCCAUCCGGCCGAUUUCCAUCCUGGCUACAGGCCGCAGAGUGGCUCGCCCGUCCCUCCUCCGCAGGGCUUUCCAGUCGCGCCGCCGCCCGGAUUCGCGCCGCCUCCUGGCGGUGCCCCUGGCAUGCCUGGUGCACCACCGCCAGGUUUUGCACCUCCUCCUGGCUUCCAGCCGCCACCCGGCUUUGGGGGGCGAUAA